UUCAAGAGACGAUCCACCAGAACCUGCUAAUAUGGCGAUCCAGACCACCAUGGCACCGCCCCGGAAGGCCCAGCCGGGGGCGGCGAAGUCCAGCCUGGUCCAGGCCAGCGUCACGGCCAUGCAGAGCCCCUCGGCGGCCGCCGGCGACGCCAAGGCCAACGGCCACUGCCCCCUGCCGCGCCUCUCCAUCUCCUCGCGCUCGGCCAGCGUGGUGGCCAGCAUGGACGCCGGCUACGAGGGGGCGGAGGCGGCGCUCCACUCGGUGAUGAAGUGGAAGACGGUGCUGGGCGUGUUCGUGGUGGUCCUGCUCUACCUGGUGUGCGGGGGGCUGGCCUUCAGGGCCCUGGAGCAGCCGUUCGAGAGCCACCAGAAGGACAGCAUCACCCACGAGAAGUCGGAUUUCCUCAAAAAGCACUCCUGCGUGACCCCCGACGAGCUGGAGGCCCUCAUCCAGCAUUCUAUAGACGCUGUGAAUGCCGGAGUGAGUCCCAUCGGAGACACGUCCUACAAUUCUAGUUACUGGGACCUUGGCAGUGCCUUCUUCUUUGCCGGGACCGUCAUCACAACCAUAGGCUAUGGGAAUAUCGCACCGAGCACAGAAGGUGGGAAGAUAUUCUGUAUCCUGUACGCCAUCUUCGGCAUCCCACUGUUUGGGUUCCUGCUGGCCGGGGUCGGAGACCAGCUGGGCACUAUCUUUGUUAAAAGUAUCUUGAGAGUCGAGAAGAUCUUCAGGCAAAAACACAAGCAGAUCACCCAGAUGAAGAUCAGGGUGGUUUCCACCAUCCUCUUCAUCCUGGCCGGCUGCAUCGUCUUCGUCACCAUACCUGCUGUAAUCUUCAAACACAUUGAGGGCUGGAGCACCCUGGAGUCCCUCUACUUUGUUGUCAUCACCCUCACCACCAUCGGAAUAGGAGACUAUGUCGCAGGCGGAGACCGGAGGAUCCAGUACAAGCCUUGGUACAAGCCUCUGGUGUGGUUCUGGAUCCUGGUUGGCCUGGCUUAUUUCGCCGCUGUUCUCAGCAUGAUCGGGGACUGGCUGCGAGUGCUGUCCAAAAAAACCAAGGAGGAGGUGGGUUCAGUGGGGGAGAUCAAGGCUCACGCCGUGGAGUGGAAGGCCAACGUGCGCGCCGAGUUCCGGGAGACGCGGCGGCGGCUGAGCGUGGAGAUCCACGACAAGCUGCAGCGCGCCGCCACCAUCCGCAGCAUGGAGCGGCGGCGCCUGGGCCUGGAGCAGCGCGCCCAGUCCCUGGACAUGCUGUCCCCCGAGCGACGGGCCGUGUUCACCAGCCUGGACGGCGGCCGCUUCAAGACGUCCUCCCAGGAGAGCAUCGACACCAAGCUCCACAACCUGCGGCUGAAGGCCAGCUGUUCGUCGUCGUCCUCCCCUUCGUCGUCGGAGGAGAACCUGUUUGGCCUGCGCUUCGGCUCGCUCACCAAGCUGGUGAAGCGCCCGCGCCACUGCGAGCCCAAGAGGGUCAUCCCGGAGGACGUGCGGCGCAUGUGCGAGGCCAUGAGCGAGGGAGGGGGCGAGGGGAGAGGGGGAGCCAUGCUGGGGGAGGAGGAGCAGAGGCUGGAGGAGGAGGGGGAGGACAGGGGGGAGGAGGAGGAGGAAGAGGAG
Gadus chalcogrammus (walleye pollock) is the source of this 1618-nucleotide messenger RNA. RefSeq names its product potassium channel, subfamily K, member 10b (gene kcnk10b). Gene Ontology annotation, molecular function: potassium ion leak channel activity. The record is from RefSeq and is a predicted model, not a curated record. Lineage: Eukaryota; Metazoa; Chordata; Actinopteri; Gadiformes; Gadidae. Gene Ontology annotation, biological process: stabilization of membrane potential; potassium ion transmembrane transport. The annotation marks the transcript as partial. Gene Ontology annotation, cellular component: membrane. The transcript is spliced from 8 exons.